Molecule: messenger RNA, 741 nt
Organism: Suillus paluster
Lineage: Eukaryota; Fungi; Basidiomycota; Agaricomycetes; Boletales; Suillaceae
Exons: 8
Coding region: 1-741 (246 amino acids)
Source: RefSeq, a predicted model, not a curated record
AUGAAAAUACUAAAAGAUGGGCAAGAGACAGGGCAUGACGGGGCACGAGAGAUGGGUGAGAGAGACAGGCAAGAGAUGGGGCGAGAAGACAGGCAAGAGAUGGGGCACGAGAGAUGGGCAAGAUGGGGCAUGAGAGACAGAGAGAUGGGGCAAGAGAUGGGGCACGAGAGACAGGCGAGAAACAGGGCAUGGGAACACGAGAGAUGGGGCAUACAAGCACAAGAGACAGCACAAGAGGAGAGGGCGCAAGCAUCAGGAAACUGUGGGAGCAACAUGACUUUGAAGGACAAGAAAUUACAAGAAAAUCAUAAGUCUGAUGUUGAAUGCUUACUAAGAGUCAAGACUUUUCUUUUUGGCAGUUCUUCAUGGUCCCUCCUUCCAGCUUCCUCUCCUUGGUGGUCCUUCCUCCCUGGCUCCUUCAUGGUCCCUCCUCUCUGGCCUUCUUUGGUGAUCCCUCCUUCCUGGCUCCUUCGUGGACCCUCCUUCUUGGCCUUCUUUGGUGGAUCCUCCUUCCUGGCUCUUUCGUGGACCCUCCUCCCUGGCCUCCUUCCGGGGACCCUCCUCCUUGGCCUUCUUUGGUGGACCCUCCUCCCUGGCUCCCUCAUGGACUGUCCUUCAUGGCCCCCUCCUCCCUGGCUCUUUGGUGGUCCCUCUUUUAUGGUCCCUCCAAUGUUCAGCAUCUUUGAGUCAUUGGUCGGUUACCUGAUGAGGCCCAUCAGUGCUGGGGAACAGAUCAACUAA